GCCGGGCCUCUGCCUAAAUCACGGCAAUAACAUCUGCGUGGUGCAGUUUCUGCGGGCAGGAGGGACCUCGGGGACACAUAAUUCUAAUACAGACCCCGUCACCCAGCGCAUAUCGGCGACCGACAGCCCUCGGCGCCGUAUAGAGGACAAGCAUUGCUCAUCUUGCAACCAGGCUUGCGAGGCGCCUCCCGAGCCACCGAUCGCGCGAAGCCGCCCGCGCCUGGCGCCGCGCGAGCCGGCAGAGCUCAGAUUUAGAAAGCGCUAUCAUGCGGGGCAAGGGCGCCCUCGUGGCGCUCCUCGCUAGCCCGUCGGCCUCGUAUACGGCGCAACAGCCGCGGCCGCGCGCGCGACGACGACCAACUCGACUAGAAGCGACGACCCUGGACGCCAAAGCUGUGAAAGGAGCGCCUCUAGAUAUUGGGGUGGAAGAACCAGCUCGAUCAAUAGACGUCUAUGCCACGCUCCCGCCCGUCGACAUCCGCUUACUGGAUGAGCAGGAGCACGAUGAUUUACCCGGACGGACCCACGUCAUCAACCUGGCCAAGGGCCCGCCCUGUCCCGAUCCGUUUGCAUUGGUGAAGUCGGAACUCAUUCCGUUCAGUGACAACAUGAAGCUGCUCGUCGCGUCGGAGAACCCGAUUCUAUCCCAAGCGGCGUCCCACUUCUUCGAGAAGCGGCACGGGAAGAGGUUUCGGCCUACUAUCGUCAUGUUAUUAGCUCAAGCCCUGCCCAAUGCCCACAAGGAUUCCAGCGAAGUAGUCUUCGAGCGCCAGACGCGGCUCGGCCAAGUCACGGAGAUGAUCCACGUCGCGUCCUUGAUUCAUGAUGAUGUCCUGGAUGAUGCGGAUACGCGGCGAGGCGGCGACGCGAUCCACAAGAUGUAUAGCAAUAAAGUAGCUGUGUUAUCCGGAGACUACUUGUUAGCGAGAGCCUCGGUCUUACUAGCCAAGUUGGGCCACAUGGACGUCGUGCAAGUGAUGGCUCGAGCUCUAGACUCCUUAGUGAGUGGCGAGAUCAUGCAGAUCAAGGCCAACGGGGCCGCUGACAAAAAGUCGAGCGAAGACAAGAACGAAAUCAGUGAACCCAUGAACGGCAAGCGGUCCUUCUUGGAUAGAGCGAAAGCAGCUUUAAAUGUCGGUCGGAGCCAGGAAGCGCUGCAGCGGGAACUCGCGGAACGCGACGCGCGCGAGAUGGAACUCUAUCUGCGCAAGUCGUACUACAAGACCGCGUCACUCAUUUGUGACGCGUCUAGAUCUUGUGCCUUGCUCGCGGGCCACGCCUCGGACAGCGAAGUGGCGGCGGCCGCGGAGGAGUACGGCUACCACUUGGGCCUCGCGUUCCAGAUCGUCGACGACGUUUUGGACUUUGCGAUGGACGACGACCAGCUCGGGAAGCCGGCCGGCGCUGAUUUGUCGCUGGGUCUGGCGACGGCUCCCAUCUUGUUCGCGGCGCAGGACCAUCCUGAACUGAGACCCUUGAUAGAACGGCGCUUCAAGGGCGACGGUGACGUCACGAUGGCCUACGAGACGGUCCGGGCGUCGACGGGCAUGGACUUAGCUCGCAAAUUAGCGGGCUUCCACGCGCAGCGCGCCGUCGACGCCAUUUGCAGGGUCGCGCCCGACUCCGAGGCGCGAGACGCGCUCAUCUCGAUCUGCUACAUCGUCCUGUCGCGGAACAAGUAGUAGAUUUAUAGGCGGGUAACGAACUAUUUCCGUAAUACGACGUCGCGGCGACAGCGUAACGGAGUAAAUAG
Messenger RNA from Pelagomonas calceolata, 1753 nucleotides. The record is from the annotation of a GenBank genome assembly. Lineage: Eukaryota; Pelagophyceae; Pelagomonadales; Pelagomonadaceae.